CGUCUACCUGUGCGUUGGCUGUUGUGAUGGUAACGAUGUGGGUGUGAAACAUCUCAUUUUGUUGCAUUAUAAGUAAAUCAGGUGUAUGACUGUUAUACAAAUACUGGCUCAUGUGGACAAAUGUUAUUCCAUUCCGAAGAAUGCAGCUAGAAAUACCACAUAUCCUAGGGUUACGGCUUACUCCAUCCACAUUAGCCUAAGGCAACCUGGAUCACGUGAUCAACCUGGACAGUCGGCUAAGCAGAAUGAGAGCUUUCUGCAUCGUUUGAGUUCAGCCCAGUACUGCAGAAAACAAUUUACAGCAUCAUUAAACCCACAUCCUUUUGACGUGGCUAGCGGAUUGCAGUGCUUUAUUGAUUUGAAUGCAAAGGCGAAUGGUGACAUCUCCAGUCUACUUUACCUAUUUAUUUUUGGACCAUUAUGAAGCUAUCUUUGCCCUCUUUUACGAUUGUAAUGCUGGUACUUCAGAUAUCAGCUCAAAAGGAAAAUGCAGUUAAUCAGAAUGUUUCAUAUCACCGAUACCCCGAACUCCGGCAGGCUCUGAUUGGUGUGUGGCUCCAAUGUCCAUCCAUCAGCAGGCUGUACAGCAUUGGCAAAAGUGUGCAAGGCAGGCAUCUGCUGGUUAUAGAGAUCUCUGAUCAGCCUGGAGUACAUGAGCCUGGAGAGCCUGAGUUUAAGUAUGUAGGGAAUAUGCAUGGAAAUGAAGCCGUGGGUAGAGAGCUGUUGAUUACCUUAUCCCAGUAUUUAUGCAAUGAAUAUCAGAGAGGCAAUAACACCAUUAUUAAUCUUAUCGAAAGCACUCGGAUCCACAUCCUUCCUUCAAUGAACCCAGAUGGCUUUGAGCUUUCUGCAUCACAGAAAAGAAAAGUUAAAGACUGGCUUACUGGAAGAGCCAAUGCUCAAGGAGUUGACCUGAAUAGGAAUUUCCCAGACUUAGACAGGAUUGUCUAUCUUAACGAACACACUGGAGGAUCUAACAACCAUCUACUGCAGAACAUGAAAGAAAAAGUAGAGGGUAACAAUAAGCUUGCUCCAGAGACGAAAGCUGUUAUCCAGUGGAUUAUGGAUAUUCCUUUUGUUCUGUCAGCAAAUCUUCAUGGAGGAGACAUUGUUGCUAACUAUCCAUAUGAUGAGACUAGAACAGGUGCAGAAAGACAGUACACUCCAUGUCCAGAUGAUGCUAUUUUUAGAAGUCUGGCCAAGGCUUAUUCUGUGAAUAAUCCAGUCAUGUCCAAUCCCAACAGACCUAAAUGUGAUAUGGAAGGAGAUGACAGAUUCAUCAGUGGGACAACUAAUGGAGCUGCCUGGUACAGUGUUCCAGGAGGUAUGCAAGACUUCAACUACCUAAGCAGCAACUGUUUUGAGAUAACUGUGGAACUCAGCUGUGAGAAAUUUCCCCCAGCUACAGAGUUACCAAGGUAUUGGAAAGAUAACAAAGAUUCUCUCAUCUCGUACAUUCAGCAGGCACAUCGUGGUGUGAAAGGUUUUGUCACAGAUGACCAGGGCAACCCAAUUGCAAAUGCAACCAUAUCAGUCAAAGGAAUAGAUCAUGAUAUUACAACAGCUUCAGAUGGGGACUACUGGAGAUUGUUAAUACCUGGAGAGUAUCACAUUACAGCCUCUUCACCUGGUUAUGAGUCUGGCACAAAGAAAGUAAAGGUUGUCAGAAGUCCUGCACAAAAGGUAGAUUUUCAGCUGAAAGCUGUUCCAUCUGCAGAAAAGCAGAAAGAAAAAGAAAAGGAACUACUUCAGUGGUGGAAAAUGAUGUCUGAAGCACUGAAUUUCUAAAAUAAACUGCUCUAAAUAGGUCAGGAGCAAAGUAUGUCAAACGGAACUAUUGCCUAGAUUUAGAACAGCCCAUUAAAAUACAAGAAAUAUGAAAUCCGAAUUUGUCUUGCAGCUGUGUGAUAAAUGUUGUUAAUGUAGUCAUUCUGGUACUUACAAGAACUGGGACUGAUGCAUUAGCAUUUCUUUUUCAGCAGCAUUGUUUUAUUAUAGCAAGACAGCAUUAAUGUAAUGAUAUCAGAAGAAGCAGAAACAAGGAAUCCCACAUUAAUAACUGAAUGAUUUGCCCUCAUGUAAACUUUCAGCUGGUGCUAACAGAUGGAAUAGCUUUAAUGGUGCUUGACUGCUGUUCACAUAGGUUAUUCUUGCCAUACUGAAACCACAGUCCACUAUUACUAAUCUGAUUCUUAUUCUGGUCUUAUGACUAAAAUGUAGUACUUUCUUGUGUUAUAACGAAAUGUAGACUUGAGGUUUUGAGCCUUUAGUUUCUGGGACUGUGAAAAUCCAGUAACUCCCCAUUUUUUUUCUGUAGAAACUACUGACUGUAACGUAUUUUAAUAUUAAAAUUAAUUGAUAUGGAUGUUACUGAAUGCAUAUUAUGAAUAAAUGUCAAAAUGCAACUUAAAAUUCA
Messenger RNA from Protopterus annectens (West African lungfish), 2416 nucleotides. RefSeq names its product carboxypeptidase E-like. Gene Ontology annotation, molecular function: metallocarboxypeptidase activity; zinc ion binding. The record is from RefSeq and is a predicted model, not a curated record. Gene Ontology annotation, biological process: proteolysis. NCBI's taxonomy places the organism in Eukaryota, Metazoa, Chordata, Ceratodontiformes, Protopteridae. Bases 421 to 1788 code for a protein of 455 amino acids. The transcript has 9 exons.